Lolium perenne is the source of this 1194-nucleotide messenger RNA. RefSeq names its product putative serpin-Z5. NCBI's taxonomy places the organism in Eukaryota, Viridiplantae, Streptophyta, Magnoliopsida, Poales, Poaceae. The record is from RefSeq and is a predicted model, not a curated record. Gene Ontology annotation, molecular function: serine-type endopeptidase inhibitor activity.
AUGGCUGGGAUCCGCGGUCCAUCUUCCUCCUCCAACCCGGCCAGUGGAGAGCGCACCCUCUCGGAGCUGCUCGGCGCCCUCGGCGCGCCUUCGCGGGACGACCUUGCUCGGUCAGUCCGUGUGCUGACGGAGCAGUCCCUGGCCGACCAGUCACAGAGGGCCGGGCCGCGCAUCAACUUCUCGUGCAGCGUGUGGCAUGACAGGACGAGGACUCUCAAGCCCGCCUACAUCGACGCCGCCGCAAAGUCGUACAAGGCACAAACCGGCGCCCUAGACUUCCACGACAAGCCGGAGGAAGCAGCGACUCAAAUCAACGCAUGGGCGGCAGCAUCCACAAACAAUCUCAUCGACAAAAUCAUCGACGCGAGCAGACUGUCCGAUCUGACCGACCUCAUGGUUGCUAACGCCGUCUACUUCAAGGGCAAGUGGAAAGAGCCUUUCGACAAGAAGAAGACCAAGGACGACAAGUUCUACCGCCUCGAUGGCAGCACCGUCAACGUGCCCUUCAUGCGAGAUUCACGCAGGCAGCGCAUCGCCUGCCAUGACGGGUUCAAGGUGCUCCAGCUUAGGCGGCGCAGGGGGGUCGACAGGCCGCGGGGGAUCUACUCCAUGUGCGUCUUCCUCCCCGACGCCCGCGACGGUCUGGCGCAGCUGACUGACAGGAUCAGCCGUGACCCUGACUUUGUAGGCAAGCACCUGCCGACCGAGACCGUCAGGGUCGGUGAGUUCCGUCUACCCAAUUUCAAGCUCGACUUCUCCGCUAGCUUGAACGGCGUUCUCCGGGACCUAGGAAUCAACGAGGCUUUCCGGCUCGAGAAGGCCGACUUCUCUGACAUGGUUGAAGAUAACGGCCAUGGAAUCAGCCUAUCGCUGGAGGAAAUAUCGCAUAGGGCUAUCAUCGAGAUGAACGAGGAAGGCACUGAGGCAACCGCUGCUACCUCUUUGGGGAUGCGUGGGCGUCCUAUACAGAAGUCUGUGCCUGUGUUUGUAGACUUCGUCGCUGAUCAUCCAUUUGCCUUCUUUGUGAUGGAGAAGUUGUCUGGUGCAAUCAUGUUCGCAGGACACGUCCUUGACCCCUCAACCUCCUUGAUGAAGCGACAUAAGAUCGACGACCAAGCAUGAAUGCUUAUGUGCAUACUACUACUAGGAUCAAGCAGCAUGUACGAUAUUUUAUUGAGAUCAUAUAUCUCCAGA